CAGCACCAGUCACGAAUUCUUCUUCAGUCUGCUUUGUCUCCGAAGGAACCUUCCGUCGGAAGUUCGUCUUCCGGCGAAUGUGAGGAUCUUUCGAGUAUUUGCUGCAAUUUCACCGGCGGCGACCGGUUAGUUGAACCCUUAUUUGUAAACUACAAACCGGACCGGACAGGCAGCCGCUGGACCGGUCCGGUUUUAAAAGCACUGUCGAAAAAAGAUCUUCCCGGUCAUAGUUCAUAAAAAGAUACACGGCGGUCGGCGAGGCGGUUCAGGUGAUCGCCGGCGGCAUCUGCGGCCGCGAAGAUGGAAGCUCUUCUUUCCUCUGUAUGUCAAAAGUCACACUUUUUAGGCAGCUCAUGGAAAUCCAGCUACCAGGUUUUCGCCGAAGCUCUCAAAUGGGCGUUUGAUGAUUGCCACAAGGUGUUCGACGAAAUGCCCGACCGCGAUGCCGUCGCCUGGAACAUUCUCCUCUCCGGAUUUUCGUCUUCCAGGGACCACGAUUCCGAGGUCACGCGAUUGUUCAACGCUUUCCGCGCCGGUAAGGAUCCUAAACCGAGCUCUAUCACUCUCGCAAUUGUGCUCCCUGUUUACUCACGCCGCGGUAGUCGGAGUGCUGGCCGGAGUGUGCACGCGUACGCCGUGAAAUCGGGAAUGGAAUCAGAGACGCUGGUCGGGAAUGCUUUACUUUCAAUGUAUGCAAAAUGCGGAAGUGUAUUAGAUGCAUCUGCUGUUUUCCGGGGGAUUGCUGACAAAGAUGUUGUUUCGUAUAACGCAGCAAUUGCAGGAUUGAGUGAGAACAAGCUCAUGGAGGAUGCAUUGGACGUCUUUCGGGAGAUGAUCGAAAGCUCUGUAUUUCCUAAUUAUGCCACCAUUGUCAAUAUUCUGCCUGUAUGUUCUGCAUUAGGGGCCAGCAUUGGAUACCUAUUGGGGAAGGAGAUACACGGCUAUGUGUUGCGAAGAGCUGAGUUAGGCGGCGAAGUUAGCGUUGUAAAUGCUCUUGUAAGUCUGUAUUUGCGAAUCGGGUUGCUAAGGGAAGCAGAAUGUUUGUUCAACAGGAUGGAAUAUAGAGACUUGGUUUCAUGGAACUCUAUGAUUGCAGGGUGUGCUUUGAAUGGCGAAUGGUGGAAAGCGUUGGGGAUCUUUCGUGAUUUGAUUUGUACGGAGAUGACCGGAGUGGAUUCCGUCACCGUGAUCAGUGUUCUUCCGGUUUGUUCGCAGUUGGGCGAUUUAUUAAAGGGGAAGGAGAUACACUGUUAUGUCUUGCGUCGUCCUGCUCUAUUGGAAGACACGUCGAUUGGAAAUGCGCUGAUCAAUUUUUAUGCCAAGUGUUACUUCAUCGAAGCUGCAUUCGGUACGUUUUCUUCUAUUCCUCGGAAAGAUUUGAUUUCAUGGAACACUAUGCUAGAUGCAUUUGGAGUGAAUCUAUUCGAAUCCGAAUUUGUUGAACUAUUGCAUUGGAUGUUCUCUGAUAAAGUGAAACCCGACGCAGUUACUAUCUUAACUGUGGUUCAGUUCUGUGCUGCACUUUUAAGGCUACGAAAUGUUAAAGAAACUCACGGGUUUUCGUUGAAAUCCGGUGUUUUACACAGCCGCAGUGAGCCUACUCUUGGAAAUGCAUUGCUUGAUGCAUAUGCGAAGUGUGGGAACAUGAAUUAUGCAGAAAAAAUGUUCGAGAGUUUAUCCGGAAAGAGGAAUGUGGUGACUUGCAAUUCAAUUAUUUCGGGAUAUUUGACGCACGGUUCACACGUUGAAGCAAAUAUGAUAUUCGAGAGGAUGUCAGAGAGGGACCUAACAACAUGGAACCUCAUGGUGCGUGGUUACGCUCAAAACGAGCAUCCAAUUGAAGCUAUCGAUUUGUUUCACGAGUUACAUUAUCAUGGGAUCAGACCGGACAGCGUGACGAUCAUGAGUCUCCUUUCUGUUUCCACGCAAAUGGCGUCGGUACGUUUGUUGAGACAGUGUCACGGAUACAUCAUUCGCGCCUGUUUCGAGGACGCUCAUUUGAUUGCAGCUCUUCUAGAUUCGUAUUCCAAAUGUGGUAGCAUAAAUUGCUCGUACAAGCUCUAUUGCUCGUCUCUUCAAAAAGAUCUUGUUCUGUUCACAGCAAUGGUCGGAGGGUUCGCGACGCACGGAAUGGGGAAAGAAGCCAUAAGUAUCUUCGACGACAUGCUCGAGCACGGCGUCAAGCCAGAUCAUGUGGUAAUAACCGCAGUCUUAUCCGCCUGCCGUCAUGCCGGUCUUAUAAACGAGGGAGUGAAGGUUUUCAAUUCGAUUAAUCGCGUGCAUCGAAUGGCGCCGAGCAUGGAGCAGUAUGCAUGUGUGGUGGAUCUUCUUGCACGAGGAGGGCGGAUCGAAGAAGCGUUUUCAUUUCUAAACCAAAUGCCCGUCGAAGCUAACGGUAACAUUUGGGGAUCGCUGCUCGGGGCUUGUAAAACGCAUCAUGAUGUCGAUACGGGUCAUGUUGUGGCUGAUCAGCUCCUGAAAGUUGAGAACAGCGAUAUCGGGAAUUAUGUAGUCCUAUCGAACCUGUACGCUGCAGAUGCUAGAUGGGACGAUGUAUUGGAGAUGAGGAGGAUGAUGAAGACGAGGGAUAUGAAAAAGCCGGCUGGCUGUAGCUGGAUCGAAGUGGGGAAACGGAAAGAUGUGUUUGUCGCCGGAGAUUUUUCUCAUCCAGAGAGGAGUCGCAUUUAUGGCGUACUGAGUCAGCUGAACAAACAGAUCAAAGAUCUUUUCGAGACUCAUUUGGUAUGAAGAAGUAAUGCUUCUGAACUAAACAAAGGUGCUUCUGGUCAGGUUUGAAAGUUUCGAUCUUUGUUGAGUAUUCGAGUUUUAUUUUCUUGAUUCUUUUACGGAAGUGAAUAAAGGGAGCAUCGAUAGUUUUGAAUGUUUCCCUAUACAAGUCUUCCAAUACAAAAGCUUUUCUGCAAUUCCUGCGUGUAGUUUCUUAAGAAAGAUCUGCAUGUCUCAAAUUGCCAGAAACAGAUCUUUAAGGUUUCGAUUCGAGUUUGGGAAUAGUAAAAAUUUGAAUUAUAAUCAUGUUUGAUGUAAUAUAAAUUUGAUAAUAGUGCAGGAAUGUUCGUCGUGGGAGUCUGUUGCAAGCACGCGAACAAUAUAAACGGACUGUUUCCGAACUUCUUGAACGCCUGGAGCGCCUCUUCGUCAGCGGUCCAUUCAGGCGAGUCUCGUUGUCCGAGGAAAAUCUCAUCCGAGGAAUGUCUGGACAAUAUCUCGACCAGGGAAAUGCCAAGGAUGCUCUGCAUCUGGGAAGUGAUGGUCUUCAGGUAAGCUUUGUCGGGGUUCGUUUCGAGUUCUUCGUAGUCCGGAGUGCCUUUCUCUGGAAUGAGUCUUCGGCUGGUCGAUGGGCGGUUCGGGAGGUAGCCUCCGUAAGGGUACUGCCCGAAAUUGACGGCAGCGUGAAGGGCGGAUGCUACCCAUAUGAUGAUGGUGCAUGAUUGUACCAGAUCUUCUAUUGUCAUCAUUCUUGGCCACCAGGGCUCGUCUUUCUUGUCCGCGUGUCCCUUUUCUCGGAGCUCUGUCCACCAUUCUUGAAGCUCUGUGUCAUUCUGUACAGUCUCGUUGCUUUUGUAGUAAAUGGUGCAGUAGUCGUGAACCCAUGCUUUGAUUGCUCCCCAGACAUCUAGCCCGUCGACGGCGAAGGGAUAGUCCUCGAUUAGUAAACGGAUGCCGUGUGGAGAACUCGAGUCUUCGGCUGCCAUCCCUCUGAACAAGGGAGUGCUUGGUCGGGGAAAACCCAAUUCCUAUAGAUCGUAGACGACAUUUCCAUGGAAUAUUCGCCUGGGAAAACGGUGAUUUCAAGAAAUCCUCCGGCAUUUAUGAGUGUCUGCCGGCCCAGCGCAUUUAUAUUCAUUGUAUCUCGGAAAUGUGGCUGCAAUAACUUAUGUAUGGGGUGAAGUACGCUCAGCUGGCGGUUAGUGGCGAUUAUGAAUGGCUCGAUCGAAGCAUGAGUGUUCAACCUGGAACCAAAAACAACCGGCGAAAUUCAGACUUCUGAACGAAAUAGGCUGCCAAAGGGUAUGUUCGACUCCGUCAUCUGCUGGGGUGUAGACAGAACUUACUGCUCCGUGAUGGUCUCCAUCUUCAUGAGAACCGUAUCAACGGAGAGGAUUAUUUACUCGGAGGCGAUGGAUUACAACAGGGUUGAUUCCAGCCAGCAUUUCUCUUCCAAAUUCUUCAUCAGUUCUCCAAGCAAAUUUGUCCUCUGCAUCACCAAACAUAUGAAGGGAGAAGUAAAA
Molecule: messenger RNA, 4250 nt
Organism: Andrographis paniculata
Lineage: Eukaryota; Viridiplantae; Streptophyta; Magnoliopsida; Lamiales; Acanthaceae
Product: putative pentatricopeptide repeat-containing protein At5g08490
Exons: 6
Coding region: 301-2748 (815 amino acids)
Biological process (GO): RNA modification
Molecular function (GO): RNA binding; protein binding
Source: RefSeq, a predicted model, not a curated record